GAAAGAAAAGAAAAAAGAAAAAAAAGACGUUACUUACGAUGAGUGCGGUCAAGUCGGCGUUAGGCGAUAUGGUGAUAACCUUUCUGUGGGUUAUUCUCUCGGCCACGUUUGGGUUGCAGACGGCGGCGAUUGUUUCCGCAGCCGGGUUUCAUGGCGUCACUUGGGCACCUCUGGUGAUCUCUACUUUGGUUGUUUUUGUCUCCAUCUCCCUUUUCACUGUUAUCGGAGACGUUCUUGGUGGCGCUAGCUUCAAUCCUUGUGGAAACGCUGCGUUUUAUACUGCCGGCGUUUCUCGAGAUUCUCUCUUCUCCUUGGCGAUAAGAUCUCCUGCUCAGGCAGUUGGUGCGGCAGGAGGUGCGAUAACGAUCAUGGAGAUGAUACCAGAAAAGUAUAAGACUAUGAUUGGAGGAAAGCCUUCAAUUCAAGUUGAUGCAGUACACAUUGGAGCUAUCGCAGAAGUGAUUCUAAGUUUCAGUGUUACAUUCUUGGUGUUACUAAUAAUCCUAAGAGGUCCUCGAAAACUGCUGGCUAAAACUUUCUUUCUCGCUCUCGCUACCGUAUCAGUGUUUGUCGUAGGAUCUAACUUCACUAGACCAUUCAUGAACCCUGCCAUUGCAUUUGGGUGGGCAUAUAUAUACAAGUCUCACAAUACAUGGGACCAUUUCUAUGUGUAUUGGGUUAGCUCCUUCACCGGAGCUAUAUUAUCUGCGAUGCUCUUUCGAAUUCUAUUUCCGCCGCCAAGUCUAGUCCAGAAGAAACAGAAGAAAGCCUGACGAAAAAGUACUAGUCAAAAACAUUUCUUGAAUCCAUCCCCUUUGUUUGUAGCCGUAGUACAAAUCCCUUUGUCUUUUGUUUGUAGACUUAUCAAUGUCUUCUUUACAGACGUCACAUUUGUCCGGUUUGUACGUAAUCUUUUUUUUUACUCUUGUCCGGUUUGUAUGUAAUCUUCUUUUACUCUUGUCCGGUUUAGUAUUGUUGGUUUUAUCACUAUAACAA
Capsella rubella is the source of this 996-nucleotide messenger RNA. Its product is annotated as probable aquaporin SIP1-2. Gene Ontology annotation, molecular function: water channel activity. Gene Ontology annotation, biological process: transmembrane transport. The record is from RefSeq and is a predicted model, not a curated record. The transcript is spliced from 3 exons. Lineage: Eukaryota; Viridiplantae; Streptophyta; Magnoliopsida; Brassicales; Brassicaceae. Gene Ontology annotation, cellular component: membrane. Bases 39 to 773 code for a protein of 244 amino acids.